Messenger RNA from Colletotrichum costaricense, 852 nucleotides. RefSeq names its product 2OG-Fe(II)oxygenase superfamily protein. The transcript has 5 exons. NCBI's taxonomy places the organism in Eukaryota, Fungi, Ascomycota, Sordariomycetes, Glomerellales, Glomerellaceae. Gene Ontology annotation, molecular function: 2-oxoglutarate-dependent dioxygenase activity. Bases 1 to 852 code for a protein of 283 amino acids. The record is from RefSeq and is a predicted model, not a curated record.
AUGGCCGAGAGACUUGUCCCCGUCAUUUCACUCCACGACUUCGAGAGUCGCAAGAAGGCGAUCACUGAAGAGCUUGUGCAAGCAGCUGAGUUCGCAGGUUUUUUCAUAUUAGUCGAUCAUGGCAUCACUGUAGAUGAGAUUGAAGCGCAAUUCGCCAUUUCCAAGGCAUUUUUCGACCUCCCGACAGUAACCAAGGCAAAGACUUCUCAUGACACAAAUACAAAUAACGGAUGGGAAUACAAGGCUCAGCUACGUCAGAGCACUGGAUCGUAUGAUCAGAAGGAGUCGUUAUGGCUGAUGCCUCGUUCACAAUGGCCUAGCGAUACAGACGUUCCUCUUUUCAGCCAGACGACUGAAAGUUUCAUGGAAAAAUGUUCCGGCAUAUCGUAUAAAAUCUUGUCAUGCUUCUCUGUCGCUCUCGGCUUUCCCGAAGACUACUUCGUUCGCGCCAAUGACGUGAAGCAGUCCGACUGCAUGACCCAGUUGCGGCUCAUCCAUUAUCCGCCUAUGGAGAAUGCAGCGGGCAUGUGGCGAGCCGGUACGCACACAGACAUAGGGUGCUUGACUUUGCUCUUCCAACGAGAUGGCGAAGACGGCCUAGAAAUUUGCCCAGGUCGGGAGUCGUACACUAGCUUCGGUAUGGGUGAUGUCUUCACACCACUCCCCGCCAAGACAGGGCCUAUCGUGGUCAAUAUUGGAGACAUGAUGAUGGCCUGGUCCGAUGACCGACUCAAGAGCAACUUCCACCGUGUUCGUGCCAAGGAUUUGGGCGAAUCUCCUUCUCGCUAUUCAAUUGCGUACUUCAAUCAGGGCAGGAGAAGCUUCAUACUCCAAGGCCCGCUCAAGAAGUAG